AUCCGGUCAAUGGCGGCAACUUGAAGAAACAUUAAUGUUUAGAAGUCGAAACUUACAAAAAAAUACAGUGUAAAACCGAAACAAGUGACUAAUUAAAUUUGAGAAGUGUUGAAUAUUCGUUUUCGAAGUUUGCAGUUUCUUUAAAAUUGUCAUUAUGUAGGCCAAAGAAACGCGGCGUGCACCCGUAAACUGUAGCGUUGAGACGUGCUGAAGUGGGAAUUCAAAUAUUUGAUACAGGACCAAAACAAUUCUAAAACCCAAAGUAGAAGAGAAAAUGUCUCGUGCUGCUGUGUCGAAAUCCCGUGCUGAGAAGGGGAAACCCCCAGCAUCUCAGACACCAGUUAUUACACAGGAAAUUGUUCCUGGUAAAUUUAACGAUAAUGAUUGGAAUGUUAUGUUAGAGAGAGAAUCAUCAGAAGAGUUUGUGUUAGAAAUAGUUGAUGAAUUGGUCGGAAGGACAAUGGACACAAUUUAUGGCCGUUAUAUAGAACGACAGAUAUUACCAUUUACUAUAACACAAGCUAAAGAUGCAAUAUUACAAAUAAUAGAGUGGCAGUUUCUGAUGAGAGAUGAAGGAGAAGUAUCGCUAGAAACUCAAGCUGGUUGGCAACAAGAUGAAGAACCUGAUCCAGCUGUGACUGAUUGUUGGGCCCAAGGUUCCGUACCAAAACGAUUUGUUCAAACAGUGAUCACUCCGAUACCAGAAGAAGAAGAAGUUGUGGUAGAAAUCAAACCAGAAGAAGAACCAUCACAGAAAGUUGAAGAAAUUCUGGCUGAAGAUUUACCUGAAUUAGAAGAUAAAGUUUCAGAUAGUGAAGAAGAACAUGUUGAUGUUGAAUCCUCCAUUGCUAGAACAGAAACUGAUACAAAAUCAACACAGCCAAUCAAAAAGAAAGCGAAAUAUCGUCCACAUCGUGGUCCGUUACGAUCUGCUGGACUUAGUCGUAUGACAGAAUCUUUAGAAGAAACAGAGAUGAAAUUGUUAACAAAAGAGAUAAUGAAGACGUUUGUUGGUGAAGAUAGUCAGAGAGGUAGUGGAAUAAUCACGAUGCCCAUGUCAUGUCAUUCUAUCGUAAAGGCACAAGCUGGUCGUCCACCAGGUAAUAAAGAUGUUGUUUACGAUGAUUUAGGAAAUGUUAUUUCUGUAGUUCGAAUAGAUCCUGAUAAACUACCACAGCACAAGGUUCGUGUUGGAUACAAAAUCGUCGAUCCAACAGUUGAAGCUGCCCAGGCAAGAUUAGAAGCCAUGAGACAUGGUCGUUAUGUCUCCGCAACUAAAAUAGUUACCAAGACAACCAGUAACAAACAAAGUAAUCUUGAUACCUCAUCUCCAGUGAAUAAAAGUAAUAAACCCCAGGCUACAAUCACACCAUUACCACCUCCACUGAUUGAUUCUAUAGAUGUAUCGUCAGGAGUAACGGUAAAAGAAGCUGGUAAAAUAAGAAAAGGUCCAGGAAGGUUAAUAAGAAGAAUAGACUUAAUAAGUGAUAACGAUGGAUUACGACCGAUUGCUACCAAAGUUUCUGGUCAAGCUAUAACAGUUGCUGAUAUUCUCGACAGACACACUCCAAUCCUGCGUCAAAUAAGGGAUACACCACCCCUUCCUCCUAUAAUGUCUCACCCACCUGUACAGUAAUUCAUUGAAUGUUGUUUUUUUGUUUUUAAUAUUUAAAUAUUAUAUCAAUAGGAGAACUCAUGUAUGGAACAAUUGAUCGAACAUUUUAUUGAUCAAUUCUUUAUACAUUUUUAUCAAGAUAUUUCUGAGUGUCAAAACUUGAAAUGAUUAAAUGGAGAAACGACAACAAGUAUAUCUUAAAAUACAAAUGAUGUAAUUGUUGUUGCUUGGUGUUCUGACGUCUGCUGCCACAGGCACGAGUAAUAGCACAAACAGUAUAAAUGGUGAGAAUAUGCGAUAUUUUCUAGCCAUAUCAUCAAUUCGAAGGUCCUAGCAAAUCAAGCAUUAAAAUUUUCAAGGGUCUCGUCUCUGCCCUUGGCCCACAGAGCAGAAUUUUGUAUCCUUAUCUGAAGAUAAUGAUAACUGAGUUUUGUAUAAUUUAUCAACCAAUCGGAUUAAAAUACAGAUCUGACCUGUUGUAGUGGAAGGUCGUGUUUGGGGUCAUACGAGCAGCUUUUGAACUAAUGAUGUCAGACAUUUGAUUAGCCAAUCAGUGUUGAUGUUUCUAGUGAAAUACCCACAGUUCCAUGCACAGCACGUUAAGAACUUGCCGUAACAGACCGUUUCAUUGGCUAGUCCAUCACUUCAAUCAAAACAUGAGUUACAUAAUAAUUCCUCCAGAUCCUAGUGUGGUAAAGACAAGUAAAACGAAGUUUUGAACAAAAAACAACGUAACGAAAUAGGAUCUGUGUUUUAACCAGAUUGUUUAUCAACAUGAUCUAAACAGCAUUUCAACUGAGCAGCAUUAGGAACAACUUGGUGUCCAAAAUUCCAGUCCAUAAUUUGCCAUUCCCCUUCUUAGCCUGAGUUACAGGUGUUGUAAGUUUCUUUUCCUACAAAUGUAUACAUAUUUCAUAUACUUAAUUAAUUCAUAUACCCAAAUAUUUAAACUCCAUAUCUUAUACAUCUAGAUUUUAAAUGAAAUGAAAUGAAAUGAAAUGGGGGUUUAACGUCCUACUGUUCUGCCCCAAGUAGAUUUUAAAACAGUUGAUGUCAUUUGAUGGACAAUGAAUCCCUACUAAAUGACAAGACUGUGACAGCUGAAACUGUAAAAGGAAUGUCAAUCCAAAAAUCAAUCAAUUCCGUUCAAUUUUAGUAAAUUUUAACCUUGAUGAAGCCAUGAAAAAUUAGAUUAGAAUCAGCUACAUUAAUAAUUAAUCAACAUUUGGUCAAUUUUAUAUUCUGUUAAAUUGUCUGAUAAUGCAUACUACUGUAUAAAGAGUAUGAAUCAGCCAUUCCAUUUCGCUCAUACAUGUCGAACAUGUCCGUCUGAAUUGACAAAAGUCUGAUGGGAAAUAUGACCAGUCGGACAUCGAGAUAUCGUAAAUCAAACCCAACAUUCCUAAAUAUUAGUUUAAACAAUAUUUUAUUCAGGAGAACAUUAGUAUUUACAAUUUAUCAAGUGAAUUUAACAAGCAAAACUGCUUAUAUAAAACUGUUUCCUAAAUAUUGACUGUACUGAGAGCUAAUAUUAGGUGAGAUAAAAAUUGACUUCCAUAAUAAAGUGAAACUGAUUGUUUUUAUCUCGUGGUAUUUUAUAUACAGGGUGAUUUAGUUAAUGUAUAGAAUUGUUAUUGUAAAUUAUUUGAUUAAAUUUAUUAUUAUUUAUAUGUUAUGUCUUACAUCAUUUCCUCCAUAAAUAUAUAUUUUUAAAUCUGUA
Molecule: messenger RNA, 3335 nt
Organism: Patella vulgata (common limpet)
Lineage: Eukaryota; Metazoa; Mollusca; Gastropoda; Patellidae
Exons: 12
Coding region: 275-1636 (453 amino acids)
Source: RefSeq, a predicted model, not a curated record